Chrysemys picta bellii (western painted turtle) is the source of this 1978-nucleotide messenger RNA. The record is from RefSeq and is a predicted model, not a curated record. Lineage: Eukaryota; Metazoa; Chordata; Testudines; Emydidae.
CGGGCUGGGUCUCGGGUCCCUGGAUCCGAAGCGGUUAAACCGGCUCCACCCGCCGCUUUCGGUUUCCAUCUGACUCGCCCCGUUUCCUGGCUCGGCUCGGAGCCGCCCGGCGGCGUUGGAGGGAGACCGAGCGGACCCCGCGCCCCGGGCAGGCCGCCCCCCCAGCGCGAUGGAGAUCCCCAUGCCGGCCCCCAUCUGCCUGAUCGAGAACAGCCCGGCGGGGGAGCUCCAGGUGCAGCAGGAGGCUCUGAAGGUGCUGGCGGAGAUCUCCCAGCCCGUGGUGGUGGUGGCCAUCGCCGGGCUGUACCGCACCGGCAAGUCCUACCUCAUGAACAAACUGGCCAGCAAGAGAACGGGGUUCUCGCUGGGCUCCACCAUCCAGUCGCACACCAAGGGCAUCUGGAUGUGGUGCCUGCCCCACCCCCGCAGGGCCGGCCACACCCUGGUGCUGCUGGACACCGAGGGGCUGGGUGAUGUGGAGAAGGGCGACGCGAAGAACGACACGUGGAUCUUCGCGCUGGCCGUGCUUCUCAGCAGCACCCUGGUCUACAACAGCCUGGGCACCAUCAACCAGCAGGCCAUGGACCAGCUGCACUAUGUGACAGAGCUGACGGAGCGCAUCAAGGUGAAGGCGGCGGGCAGGGGCAGCCGACAGGAGGGGGAGGAUUCGGCCGAGUUCGUGCGGUUCUUCCCGGCCUUCGUGUGGGCCGUGCGGGAUUUCACGCUGCAGCUGGAGCUGGACGGGCAGAAGAUCACCGAGGACGAGUACCUGGAGAAUGGCCUGAAACUAAAGCCAGGCAGCAGCCAGCGAGCCCAGCUCUACAACCUGCCCCGCGAGUGCAUCCGCCAGUUCUUCCCAGCCCGGAAAUGCUUCGUCUUCGUCCAGCCGGCCGGCAGGAGGGACCUGGCCCGGCUGGAGGAGCUGCGGGAGGACGAGCUGGAGCCCGAGUUCCGGGAGCAGGUGGCCCAGUUCUGCCGCCACGUCUGGGAGAUGUCGAAGCCUAAGACCAUCCCGGGCGGCCACGUGGUGACCGGGGCCAGUGAGUGUCGGUAGCCCUUGGGCCGGGGGACACUGGGGCCAACGUGGCUCAUGGGGUGCUGGGCGGGAUGAACUGAGCUGCGAGGGGGUCCCUUGUGGCCAGCACUGGUGGGGUCAGCGCUGGAGCCUGCGCCCAGCUCUGGGGUGCGCGGUUAGAAGGGGGGCUGGAAAAUCACGAGGGGUGGAAUAAAGCCCGACAGCAGAUCUGGUCAGUGGAUCCCAGGGGAGAUGAGGAGAGGCCUAGAUAGCAGGGCAGGUGCGUCUCCCCGGGGAGGGAUGCCCGUGUCCCGAAGGGCCAUUGCUGGGGCCCUACCAAUUGCACAACCAUGAAAAAUGUGCCCCGGACUGUGAAAUAAGCCCUUCCCCGUGAAAUCUGAUGUCCCCUUGUUCCUAGGAGCACCCCAGCAAAGAGCCCCCCGUGCUCCGGCAGGGCAGGGGGGGCAGGACUUGUCUAUCUCCUGCGCAGCUGCUGGGGGGGAUCAGACCCACAUCCACCUCCAGGAACCUCCUGCGGCUGCUGCCUUCAGAGUCCAGCUCUGACCCCCGCACAGUCCCGUUUUGGGUCAGGACCCCCCGUGACAAAUCUGAAAUUUCAGAUUUAAUCAUCUGAAAACGUGAAAUUGACCAGUUUUCAAAUCCUAUGGCUGUGAAAUUGACCGUGAAUUUGGUAGGGCCCUGAGCCAUUUCUCUGCAGAGAGAGGCAGAGCAGGGCCCCACGCCUGGGGAAACGAGGCACCAAUUGCUCAUGGAGAGGGGGUUUUAGGGUGCAUCCGGGGUGGGGAAGGGGGCACAUCCUAGGCUCGGUGUCUGUCCUACAAGGAGGGGCAGGGAGCAGGUGGAGUCCUGGAGAGUGUGGGAGGGGCUGUGCUGGGUCCCCUGGCGCUGACCCUGCCCCCUCCGGCCGCGCUGGGGAACCUGGCGCUGACCCUGCCCCUCCGG